AUGGUGCCCCGGCGGCUCGCUCACUCCGUUCGCUCCGCUCCUCCUCCUCGAGUGGGAGGCUCUCCGCAGGCCCAGCAGUGUCCACAGCCUCGGGGGCCGCGUCCGGGCGAGCGCGGGCCUAGCCGGGCCGCGGCCUCUGGCGCCCGCCGCUCCGCAUCCCCGCGGGCAGGGCCGGGGGCGGGCUGGGCGGCGCGGACCCGCGGCCGGCGCUGUCGGGCGGGCCUCGCGCCAGGCCCGGUGCUCGUGCGCGGCCGCGCUCGCGUCCUCCGGUGCCUGCUGCGCGCGCGCUGGGCCGGCCGCUGCUCCGUCCCGCCGCCGCCGGCCCGCCCCGUCCCCGCCCCGCGCGCCCCGCCCGGCCGCCCGCCCACAUCCGCCUCCGCCACCCGGCGCCCCCACCCGGGCCGGGAGGGCGAGGGCCGGGGUGGGGCGGGGGGCCGCGGACCCGGCGCGCGCCAGCCCGCUGGUCCCCGGCCACACCCUCCCCGGACUCAGUUUCCCUGUUUGUCCCCAGAGCCGCACGACUCCGCCCCGCUCUGGCGCGACCGGAACAAAUCCCGCCUCUGCCUCCCAGGGUUGGGGGCGGGGUGCCGCAGGCUGCAAAGUAGUUUGACACCAGAAUGCGACCCAAGUGGUAACCCCCGCUGGGGGCCAGGGAGGGAGCGGCCGUGGCUGUCCAGAGAGACCCAGUCUGAGGACCCUGGGCCGCCGUGCGGUGGCAGCGACGGUCGGCCGCAUUGCGAACCCGAUAGGGAGGGGGUGGAGGCCCCGGUCCUAGUGCUCAAGGAGGAAGAUACGGCCACGUGGCGGCUACAAAAGUGGAAGGGGACUCCUUCGCAGGGUGACAGAGAAGAGGGUCCAGGAACCCGUGGAGGGGCGCCUACUUGGCCUGGGAGGCUGCGCUGAGCGGGGAACAGAGGCCUGGAGCUAGAGCCGGGUCCGGGGCUGUGACAGCUGAGGCCACCUGGGACUCGCCCUCUGCUCAAGGGGCCCUGAGCACCCACUGGGGACAGCUGAGGGACCCGAGGCAGAGGGUCCCUAACCUCCUCCUCGCACGCCUCCGGAGCACUGCAGACGUGGCCCCACCCCUGACCCCGCCGGCCCUGUCCAACCCCGAAGCCUCCAGUUUCUCCUAUGGCUGCCCCUCCCCCCAGCCCCGGGGCCUCUGAGUUGAUAGUAACCCUUUUGUAAAAAGAAGA
Messenger RNA from Artibeus jamaicensis (Jamaican fruit-eating bat), 1196 nucleotides. Its product is annotated as translation initiation factor IF-2-like. The coding region runs from base 1 to 903 and encodes 300 amino acids. NCBI's taxonomy places the organism in Eukaryota, Metazoa, Chordata, Mammalia, Chiroptera, Phyllostomidae. The transcript is spliced from 3 exons. The record is from RefSeq and is a predicted model, not a curated record.